Messenger RNA from Aspergillus tanneri, 636 nucleotides. RefSeq lists its product as uncharacterized. The transcript is spliced from 2 exons. Lineage: Eukaryota; Fungi; Ascomycota; Eurotiomycetes; Eurotiales; Aspergillaceae. The coding region runs from base 1 to 636 and encodes 211 amino acids. The record is from RefSeq and is a predicted model, not a curated record.
AUGUCUUCUAACGGAAAAACUACCACCACCGAUGGCGAUAUCAGCCAGCAAGAUGCCAAGUUCAUCAUGGAAUGUGUCAAGAACCUUGACCAGAACAAACAGGUCGAUCUGGCCAAGGUUGGCGAAGCCCUGGGUUACACCAAUGUAGCGUCCGUGGGAAAUCGCUUCCGUGUUCUGAGAAAAAGAUACGGAUUCGCCAACCUGGACUGCAUCAACACUAGCCCAGCUCCGAAGAUUGGUGUGGCCAAGGGCGAAUCCCCCGCGACACCAACCAAACCGGCGGGCAAGUCCACCCGGAGCAAGAGUGCCAAAGCCAUCAACGCUAUGGCUGACGAGACUGUCACCAUCAAGGCCGAGGAUAAAGGUUCUGACGUCUCGAUGGAUGACGAGCCGGUGUCCCCCGUUAAGGCUAAGACUGUGUCUCCCAGGAAGGCUCCGCGGAAGGGCGCCAAAGUGUCUUCGAAGCCGAUCCCGGCCACUGGACCCGUCACUUCGGACGCUGGCACUUCCAAUACUGGUGCGAAAAUUAAGAAAGAAGACGGAAUUAGCACUGCUCUGUUGGAGGCCGUUGAAGUGGUUGUUAAGAAGGAAGUGGAGACUGUUGAUAGUGUUCCCGAUACUCCCAACCAGGCUUGA